Messenger RNA from Mytilinidion resinicola, 746 nucleotides. RefSeq lists its product as uncharacterized. Lineage: Eukaryota; Fungi; Ascomycota; Dothideomycetes; Mytilinidiales; Mytilinidiaceae. Bases 13 to 372 code for a protein of 119 amino acids. Gene Ontology annotation, cellular component: cytoplasm; nucleus. The record is from RefSeq and is a predicted model, not a curated record. Gene Ontology annotation, molecular function: ATP binding; protein serine/threonine kinase activity. The transcript has a single exon. Gene Ontology annotation, biological process: protein phosphorylation; mitotic DNA damage checkpoint signaling.
CACAUGUCCAUUAUGGCUGGAAGCCUUAACAAGCUUGUCCCUCUAUCUAUAUUCAAGAAAGAGCAGGGGACUCUUCUAAAUGAAGUAGCGUUCCAAAUGCUUUCUGCCCUCGACUACUUGUCCCCGAGGGGCCUUUGCCACCGAGACGUCAAGCCAGAAAACAUACUCCACUACAAGACCAACGGCAAACAUACAUUUCAGCUCGCAGAUUUUGGCUUCGCCAACUACCAGAACCAAGCAAACACAGCUUGUGGGACCUGUCCACAAUCCGUGGGCCCGGCGACAGCAGCCAUGCACAUCCUUAACGACCCUAGUACAACUCAAAGUAUGAAGGAUGCUUACUGGACGACUGGGUGCAAAUUUAGAGCUUAAUAGCUAUGCUACUUGUUUCUUUCCCAAGGCUAGAUCAGCAAGCGUGAUGUAGGAUUACUCUCUGGAGGGUGGACUACGUACGGUUGCGACUACGGAGAUUCUUAAGGAUUUCUACGCUUCCUAUAGUACUUUGUUGGACGGAAGCAGGGUAAUAAAUUGGAUUGAAAGGCUGUUAACGGAAAAGCACUUUUCUUUCGGGCUAAUUUGGCUUUUUUGUUAUCCAGGUAUCGUACGGAAAAUGCAGGUCAUCAGGACAUCUCUCACUAUCGCAUUCUUCUAUUAGGCUUUCAUUUAAUUUCGAAAGGAUUUUGGGAAGACGCUCACAACGCUUGACCUACCCACACCUGGAGAACGUAUAGCACCAAAGAUUGCCU